Messenger RNA from Eruca vesicaria subsp. sativa (arugula), 564 nucleotides. Lineage: Eukaryota; Viridiplantae; Streptophyta; Magnoliopsida; Brassicales; Brassicaceae. The record is from the annotation of a GenBank genome assembly.
AUGUCAAGAAGCUCUGUGAAGAUUAAUCAGAAAAGUCUUCUCUCAGUGGGCAUAACCUGUGAAAAUCCCGACGAAGAUACCGUCGACCGUUUAAUCUCCACAGGAGAAAGUGAAACGUUUUUGCAAAAAGCUAUACAAGAGCAAGGUCGAGGUAGGAUCUUGGACACAAUAAACGAGAUACAAGAGAGACAUGAUGCAGUAAAAGACAUUGAGAAGAGUUUGACCGAGCUGCAUCAGGUGUUUCUUGAUAUGGCUGUGUUGGUUGAGCACCAAGGUGAACAGCUCGAGGACAUUGAAAGCCAUGUCAAAAGAGCUAACUCUCUUGUUCGGUCCGGUGCGGAUAAGCUAGUUAAGGCUCGGUUUUAUCAAAAGAACACGCGCAAGUGGACUUGCUAUGCCAUUUUGUUGUUGAUUAUUAUUGUGGUUUUAGUUGUGUUGUUUACUGUUAAGCCUUGGGAUAAUAAUAAUGGUGGUGGUGGUGGUGGAGGUUCGAACCGUCAACCUGCUCCGGUGCAAGCUCAGCCACCGCCACCUCCGGCUCUGAACCGGCGGCUACUUCGUUAA